UUGAGUUGUGCCACUGCCCUCCGCGCAGCCCCCCGGCACGGAGCGCUCCGGCUAUUUCUAACGAGGAAAAAACAGCCAACCAGACGGCGGAGGAAGCUCCAAAACGCACUUUGUCGCUUUUUCUCCACCCGUCGGGUUUGAGGUUUGGUGCCGGGUUAUUUAUUUAUUAUUAUAUAUAUAUAUAUAUAUAUAUAUAUUUUUUUUUUUUUUUGCUUCUUUCUGUUAUUAUUGUAAUUUUGUGCGAAAGGAAGUUGUGAACAACUGCGAGUCAGGAAGUGGAAAUCCACACCGGUUGUGACAAGCUGGGGCUCCAAACUAUUUCAUUAUUUAUAUAGAUGUGUCUAUCAACAUUCUGCUUUUCAUCCAAAGAAUAAAGGGAAAUGCCGGCCGGCCCCACGCCUGACGGGGAAUGACAGACCGCAUCUGAGCAAAGGAAGGACUAAAUAUAUCAGCUAAAGCAGCACCGGGAUUUAUUGAACUCGAGAGACUUUUUUUUUUUUUUCUAACCUAAAGACCGAGCGAGAGAUUUAAAGGGUCAUUAAAAGGGGAACAAUUUGCAAGGCCCUUUGGCUCGUGGAGCGCAGCGAACCUCCGGGGCAGGAGCGGCGUUUGUAGGACGGGCAGCACAUGAAGGCACCACGGCAAGGCUCUGCGCGAUGAAUUUUCUAUCCUAUGGAUACCACUUGUGAGGUUACGCACCAAGAUCUGUAAUUGAUCUCGCACCCCAUAAUUUCAAUGCCUAAUAUUCCCCAGGAUUGCUGGAGUACCCGAGGAGCUGCGUCGGACUGUAUUCGGGGUAUGCCAUGGGCUGUAUUCAGAGCAUUAGCUGCAAAUCCAAAGUUUUCCGGGAAAGUAUUUCGGUGAUUGAAGUCAAAGCCUCCAUCGAUCCCAUCCCCACCAGCAUCGACGAGUCCUCCAGCGUGGUCCUGCGUUACCGCACCCCGCACUUCCGCGCCUCGGCGCAGGUGUUGGUGCCCCCCAUCCCCAAGAAGGAGACGUGGAUCGUGGGCUGGAUCCAGGCGUGCAGCCACAUGGAAUUCUACAAUCACUACGGGGACCAGGGAAUGUCAAGUUGGGAGCUUCCAGAUCUACUGGAGGGUAAAAUCCAGGCCAUCAGCGACUCAGACGGAGUGAACUAUCCCUGGUACGGAAACACGACAGAAACCUGCACCAUCGUGGGUCCCACAAAGAAGGAGUCCAAGUUCAACAUCAGCAUGAACGACAACUUCUACCCGAGCGUGACGUGGGCAGUGCCCGUCAGCGAGAGCAACGUGGCCAAGCUGACGAGCAUCCACCGGGAUCAAAGCUUCACCACCUGGCUGGUGGCCACCAACACGGCCACCAACGAGAUGGUGACCUUGCAGACUAUCAAAUGGAGGAUGAGGCUGGGCAUAGAGGUGAACCCCAGCAGACCCCUGGGGCAGCGUGCCAAGCUGCAGGAGCCCUCAGCUCAGGAGCAGCCCCAGGUCCUCAGCAAGAAUGAGCCAAUACCACCCAGUGCCCUUGUCAAACCCAAUGCCAACGAUGCUCAGGUACUCAUGUGGAGGCCAAAGGACGGAGCGCCGCUCGUGGUGAUACCUCCCAAGCACCGAUAGUAACAAACCUGGCGUCCCGGCACUGAAAGGGAGAAAACGUAACUGGAAACAAAGCGAAACAAUCACUUAGGUGUUAGAAUAAACACGUAUAAUCUGAGCGAAAUCAAAAAUGCACUUUUUAGUCAUUCAACAAAUGCAACCAUUCUACCUUCUCCCAUUGGGACGGAUUUCACUGUGCUAAAGCUACAGAGGAGACCUCGGGCCGGGGUCUGUCUCACCACUGGAUUCCUAAGGGAAGGAAUGAACACUGAUGUCUACCAGUAUUGCUUUUUUUGUUCUCUUCCCUCUUUCAGUUCCUGUUUGAACUUCAGUCUCAUUAGCUUGCCCAGACUGCCCACGACAAUAAGAGCAUUUUAUUUGGGAUUUUAAGAGUCUUUUGUUGUUGUGUUUUUUUUUUUCCUUCUCCUUUUCGGUUGAGAACAGAAGUUCCUGGGGCAACAAGUCAACUAUUUAAGAUAAGGAUUUUUCUUUUUUAAGCUGUAAGGUUCUGAGUUGCAAAUCCAAGUCAUGCGGCCUUAUGUAGACUUUGCUUUGCAUUGCCAAACUUUUGCCUUAAAGCUACGUUUGAAAACAACAACAACAACAACAAAAACACCACCGGGCAGAAUGUCCUUUCUACAGAGCUUGUGGGAAAAGAGCUUCAGAGCGAGGAGGAGAUGGUCAGCAUCACAGGCAAAUGAAAAGGGCACGGGAUUGGAGGAAGCACCAUCAGAAGAAAAACCUUCCUGGUUUUCAAUUGAGGAAGCUCGGAAAUCAUCUCGGUUUCAAAGCAAUGCAAACAAACUGCUGUCGGAUGGAGCUCAGCGGCCGUCUCCCCGCUCGGCAGGAGGAAUGGAGCUCACCCCAUUUGCACUUCUUGGCGUUGAACCACGGGAUGCUCUGAUGGGCAGAGCCAGCAGCUGCAGCCUCGGGGUCACCACUGUGUGCGGAGGCAUCGAGACACACGGGUGUAAGCGAGGGCAGAUCCAUCCGCCACGUCUACCCAGCAAUAUCCACAGUUCAGGAACGGCCGUGUCUGAGCCCAGCAGGCACCGUUCCUAGCAAACACUAGAGACAAAAGCUACGAAAAACUCUUCUUCCUACGGUAACGAAUCACGUUGGGGUUCGUAGGUAUUUUUCUUCCCAAUGACCUCAUGAUCUACACAACUUCCAGGACCGGGGUGAGACCGUGCCCGUUUGGUUACGUAGCCAAGGAUCCUGCAUGGGGCGGGAAGCAGGGAAGACCCACAUCUCGGGUGUAGAUCCUCCAGUCAAGAAAAGUGCAUUUGGAGCAGGAGCCAAAACCUGGGUUUCAGCAAGAACCUCGUCCAGAUGGCUUCAGAGAUAGCAGCUGUGUUUCUGCAGAGGAAGGGGGUGCGGGAAGGUUGCUCUUAGGGGGGAGGGGGCGCCUGUGGCAGCGCUUUCUGUGAGAUAACGUUUCUUCCUCUUAUUCACAACGCGACUCCAGAGCUGGGGCUGAGCAGAGCCCAGCUGCAGAAGCUCCCGGCCCUGCAGAGCUGGUCCGAGCAGGUCUCGGUCCCAUGCUCGCUGCUCAGAAGGUUCUCCCAUGGGGGAGCACCAUUCGCUGCUAUUGCCACCUCCUCCUCCCACACAACAAGAAUUUCUCCUCCUUCGCUUCUCCAAAGCCGCGCCGUCUAUUAUGGCAGCAGGUUCAGCAUCUCCCCUGCGUGGGGAAAGCACGCCCCACAGCCGCCUCAAACCAGCAAACAUGGACGCGGGGUCCCUGCAGUGUGCCCUCCCAGCAGGGUGCCCUCCUCCCUGUGCUGCAGAGCUGCUCUCCCCCUCCGAUGGGAGACCCUACAGGUAGGCAGUCUGACAUCACAAGCAGCUUGCAAACAACUGGACUGGAUCAACCUCAAACCCAUCAGCCAAAGGUUGCCUACAUCUAGGCUUUGGGACGAUCAAGGACGAAGCUAGGGAGGCUUUGACUUGCACAGUCACUCUCUAUUAAAUUCCAUUUUCUUACACGGAUUCAGAUCCCAACUACAGCUCCACAGGCACAGCCCUCAGGACUUGGCUGUCUUUUCUCCUAGGCAAUACAUGCAGAAGAGGACAAAACGGGAGCUGUGGGCGAUUGCUGGUAACACUUGCACACACCUCUGCUGCUGCUCCAGGCAGAGCGGCGGGGGGGAGCAGAAGGGGUAUUUAUGUCUGGUAUUCACUUUGUCUCCAGGUGCUGAGUACUUACAGUUCUCACUGAUGUCAGCAUGGGUCGAACAAACGGGGCCCAGUUGUCUUAAUUAGCUGCACAAAGGAAUUCCAAGGAAAGAUUUAUUCUCAGUCACCAAAAAAAUCACAUUCAGGGAACACCUUUGUCCUUUUCCACUUCGCUUCGUGUUGGACUCAGUUUCUCCCAGCACAUCGAGUACAUCUGUUUCCUUCUCCCUCUACCUGGUGGACUGGAUGCACCCACGCAAUUCCAUACCGACCUCCUGGCUAAGUUGCCCCGUUGCACUGAAUGGACCCAGCUGAGCAGCAAAUAUAAAAUCCAACCUUCACUUUGGGUCAGCUUUGCAUGGACCUCUCCCUCCCCAAAGAAUGCCUUUAUCCCGUGCCUGGUUCGGACCAUGCCUCCCUCCACCUCCAUCCGCACCACCACACCCAGCAUAGAAAGUGCUGCUGCCUCUGGUGAGAUCCCAUGCUUUGUGGUUACAAAUGAUGUUUUUCCAAUGCUGCUUCAUUGCGAAACUGACGAGGACAGAUGGGCUGUAUCUGAAAGGAAGGGUGGCUGGAAGGGGUGGGUGCUGCCGGCACCGCUGGGUGACAGCUGGGGAGUGGGAUGGGGACCCAGGGCAUCCAUCCAGGAAAGCAAGCUGCUGCUCUGGCAGCAUUCUGCAGCAAAACUAGAAAGGAUGCCCUGGGAAGGGGAUGGAGCACCGCGCUGCCUCACCACUGCCAGCAGCACCAGGGUCAGGAGCCCAGCAGAGCAAAGCCAGAGUCAGAGCAGUGCGGGUGGGGGGGGGGGGAGAAGGGGAGGUGGGUUGGCCCAUUCAUUCUGCACGGCCCUGGGAAGGCGAGGGGUGAGGCACAGCAAUAAGACUUGUCCUUGGUCUUGCAGAGAUACUGUGAAAACAAAACCACGAUGUACCAAGUCUGGACACUCAUGGCGAUGUAAAAACAAAACCCUGCUUUUAUAACAGACGGAAAAAUAAAAUGAAGUUUUCAAACCCGCCUGGCCUGGA
Lagopus muta (rock ptarmigan) is the source of this 4777-nucleotide messenger RNA. It is a transcript of the gene FAM78A, whose product is annotated as family with sequence similarity 78 member A. The coding region runs from base 804 to 1595 and encodes 263 amino acids. The record is from RefSeq and is a predicted model, not a curated record. The transcript is spliced from 2 exons. Lineage: Eukaryota; Metazoa; Chordata; Aves; Galliformes; Phasianidae.